AUGUUGUCAAAAUUGCAGGCGUAUUUGCAUGUGGACUAUAAGCCAGGCGAGAGACGUCUGGUCCAGAAGAUUGACUUUUUCAUCUUGACUUUUUGUUGUCUGAGUUAUUUCGUCAACUAUCUUGAUAGAAACAACAUCAACAAUGCCUACGUUUCUGGUAUGAAAGAGGACCUUGGGUUCGAGGGUGAUCAAUUGAACCAGAUCUUUACCUGUUUUACAGUCGGAUAUGUCAUAGGCCAGGUCCCUUCCAACCUCUCUCUGCAAUACAUCAAACCUCGCAUCUGGUUCCCUCUCAUGAUGGUUCUCUGGGGCGGUCUCACAAUGGUCACCGCCUCUGUCCAGAGCCCCAAGUCCAUCAUGGCCAUUCGCUUCUUCCAGGGCAUCUGUGAAGCAUCUACUUUUGUCGGCACGCACUACAUCCUCGGAUCAUGGUACACGGAGCGGGAGCUGGGCAAGAGAAGUGGAAUCUUUACAGCUUCUGGCUUGGCUGGUACCAUGAUUGGAGGUUUCAUCCAAACUGGUAUUCACUCGAGCAUGGAUGGCAACCAUGGACUGAGCGGUUGGAGGUGGCUGUUUAUCAUUGAUGGUCUCAUCACUAUUCCCGUUGCCAUCUAUGGCUACUUCUUGUUUCCUGACACGCCGCACACAACUACCGCCUUUUACCUUUCCGAAGAAGAGCGAGCUCUCGCCAUCUCUAGAGUUCCCCCAGCUGAAGAACGUCCCCGUCUCACCUUUGGCUACGGAAAGAUGGUUCUCACCUCGUGGUUCUGGUGGGGAUUCGUUAUCCUUUGGAUCAUUGCUGGCGAGACCGAGUCCUUCAGUACUAAUGCGCUCUUCGCCUUAUUCCUCCAAAACCACCCGACCAACGAAUACACCGUCGCGCAGAAGAACAAUUACCCCAGCGGCGUUCCCGCAAUCGGCAUCGUGUCUACCCUGUUCUGGGCAACAUUGACGGACUUCCUGUCUGGAAAGCGAUAUCUUGUCGGAUACUUCAUCGGCAUCACAGGCAUUGCCACGUCCAUCAUGGUACUUGUCGCUUCUAGAGACCCGACGAACCCUGCGUCGACUACUGUUGUGUUUGCAGCUUAUUACUGGGCUGGAUCCGUUUACGCGUGCCAGGCUACUUUCUUUGCUUGGUGCAACGAUGUCAUGCGACAUGAGUCAGCCAUGUUCCGUGGUAUCGUCCUUGCUGGAAUGAACACAGGCAGUAAUGUCAUUAAUGCCUGGUGGAGUAUAGUCUUUUACGGUGCUUCGAUGGCGCCCUGGUUUAUCCGAGGAAUGUGGGCAAUGAUUGCUUGUAGUAUCGCCAUGGCUAUAUGGUGUGCUGCUUUGACUUGGAGGACUCACAAGUAUUUGAAAGAUGCGACUAUUGCUUGUGAAAGACAAAGCUUGGAGCAUGAGAAGCAUGAGGUGGGAAAGGAGGCAGCUUGA
Messenger RNA from Fusarium venenatum, 1431 nucleotides. Its product is annotated as major facilitator superfamily domain-containing protein. Gene Ontology annotation, molecular function: pantothenate transmembrane transporter activity. Gene Ontology annotation, cellular component: plasma membrane. Gene Ontology annotation, biological process: pantothenate import across plasma membrane. NCBI's taxonomy places the organism in Eukaryota, Fungi, Ascomycota, Sordariomycetes, Hypocreales, Nectriaceae. The record is from RefSeq and is a predicted model, not a curated record.